GGAUCCAGGAUCCACCCAGGGAUCCACCACAGGAUCCACCGGAUCCCCAGGGAUCCACCCAGGGUUUUGGGCAUCCAUCCCAGCUUCAGGGAUCCUCCACAGCCUCAGGGAUCCAACACAAGUUCAGGGAUCCACCCAGGGCUUCGGGGAUCCAACACAAAUCCAGGGAUCCACCACAGCUCCAAGAACCCACUGCAGCUUCAGGGAUCCUCCAUAAAUCCAGGGAUCCACCCAGGGCUUUGAGGAUCCACUGGAGCUUCAAGGACCCACCAUGGCCUCAGGGAUCUGCCAUGGAUCAGGGAUCCACGGGAGCUCCAGGGAUCCUCCACAAAUCCAGGGAUCUACCAGGGCUUCGGGGAUCCACCUUGGCUUUGGAGAUCCUCCCUGGCUCCCCCGCAGACCUCGGGGUGCUCCUCCCGUGGAGGCUCCAUCAGCAAUCCGGUCUGAUCCCAACCUUUCCCAUUCCUCCCAGCUCGGGGCUUCGUCCGGUCUGGGGUUUUUGGGAAACGCGCCUCCACCCCGGGGAUUGUGGGGAGCGGCUCAUCCUGGUGGGAUCCAUCUCCGUGGGGAUCCUGCUUCUGAGUGGGCAUCCAUCCCUGGGCAUUCCCGUGGGAUCUGCGGGCAUCCAUCCCUGGGCAUUCCCGUGGGAUCAGUGGGCAUCCAUCCCUGUGGAUAUUCCAGUCCUGAGGGGGCACCCAUUCCUUGGCAUUCCAGUCCUGAGUGGGCAUCCAUCCCCUGGGCAUUUGGGGGGCAUCCACCCCCUUGGCAUUCCGGUUCUGGGUGGGCAUCCACCCCCUUGGCAUUCCGGCUGCUCCGUUCUCCUUCCCAGCUCCUCUCCGUGGGCAGGUGGCCAGCCCAGCACUCAUCCCCGAUCCCACGCAGAGUUUCCCAAAACCUCGGGAAGUUUUCCAUGCCAGGGCCAGCCUGGGCACACCGGACACCUCCGGGACCCUCGGACAAUCCACGCUGGAGCGGCGCCGUGGGGCUGAGCCAUCGCCACCCCCGCUGGCUCUCCCAGCCCAUCCCACCCCGUUCCUCGGGGAUCUCUCCCUCCGGAGGGCUCCCCAGCCUCCCCAUCCCGCGAAUUCCCGGCUCGCUUCUCCCCGCGGCGCGCUGGGCUCCUUCCAAAAUUCCCCCCGGCUCCGAUCCCCGCUGGGCUGCAGGAGCGGGAGCGGAGCGUCCCUUCCCUUCCCUUCCCUUCCCUUCCCUUCCCUUCCCUUCCCUUCCCUUCCCCGCCGGGGCUCCGAUCCCACCGGGAUCCCGCCCGGGCUGGGAAUCGCCGGGAUCGGGGAACGGCGGCUCAGCCCCGCCAAGGCAAGCACCGGAGAGAGCCGGAGCCACGGGAGAGAACGGGACACGGGAGGAGGGAUGA
Messenger RNA from Passer montanus (Eurasian tree sparrow), 1372 nucleotides. RefSeq names its product basic proline-rich protein-like. NCBI's taxonomy places the organism in Eukaryota, Metazoa, Chordata, Aves, Passeriformes, Passeridae. The transcript has 2 exons. Bases 272 to 1372 code for a protein of 366 amino acids. The record is from RefSeq and is a predicted model, not a curated record.